Messenger RNA from Tachysurus fulvidraco (yellow catfish), 1330 nucleotides. RefSeq names its product limb and CNS expressed 1 like (gene lix1l). The transcript is spliced from 6 exons. Bases 207 to 1214 code for a protein of 335 amino acids. The record is from RefSeq and is a predicted model, not a curated record. Gene Ontology annotation, biological process: autophagosome maturation. Gene Ontology annotation, cellular component: cytoplasm. Lineage: Eukaryota; Metazoa; Chordata; Actinopteri; Siluriformes; Bagridae.
CGGUGUGAGACACAGGGCCGUUUGGUACCGGCUCAUAACGGGACAGAUAAUUAAUCCCGGGAUAAAAACGGGUGAAGAAUAAAAAGUUGUGCCUUUGUGGUGUUGUGAGAGACAGAUUGUUUAUUGUGCGCGUUUGGGCUCCGUGUGCGUUAUAAGCUCGUGUUUAUAGGCACUUUGUGGUGUGUAACAGUUCCUGUUAGAGGACAAUGGAGUCUCUCCGCCAUCAGCAGCGCCUGCAGCCCGGACUGGGAUACGGAGCCACACUGAGAGCCGCACUCAGGCCCGGGGUCACGGGGACGGGGACCGGGACCAGCUCCGGGCCUCCGCCGCCGCUCCCCCCGCUACACAGUCUCAGCGCCGGCUUCAUGAGCCACACCGGACUCGGAGCUCCAGAACCGGUCACAAACCCCGCCGUGCUGCGGGAGGCGGUGGACGCGGUGGUGCGGAGCUUCGCCAAACACACGCAGGGAUACGGCAGGGUGAACGUGGUGGAGGCUCUGCAGGAGUUCUGGCAGAUGAAGCAGUCUCGAGGAGCCGAGCUGAAGAACGGGGCGUUGGUGGUGUACGAGAUGGUUCCUUCCAACAGUCCUCCGUACGUGUGUUACGUCAGUCUCCCGGGCGGCAGCUGCUUCGGGAGCUUUCAGUUUUGUCCGACCAAAGCAGAAGCCAGACGGAGCGCCGCCAAAAUCGCCUUAAUGAACUCUGUGUUUAACGAGCAUCCAUCACGCAGGAUCACUGACGAGUUCAUCGAGAAGAGUGUGUGUGAGGCGCUGGCAUCCUUUAACGGAAACAGAGAAGAAGCAGAUAAUCCCAACACGGGCAUCGGAGCCUUCCGCUUCAUGCUGGAGUCUAACAAAGGCAAAUCCAUGCUGGAGUUCCAGGAGCUGAUGACGGUUUUCCAGCUGCUGCACUGGAACGGAAGUCUGAAGGCCAUGAGAGAGAGGCAGUGCUCUCGGCAGGAGGUGUUGGCUCAUUACUCUCACCGCGCUCUGGACGAUGACAUGAGGAUGCAGAUGGCAGCAGAUUGGGUGAACCGUGAGCAUGGCGUGGCGGGCAGCGUGGCGCGAGAGCUGGCGGCCACUGAGCGAGAGCUGGAGGAGGCGAGACUCGCCGGGCGAGAGUUACGCUUUUAUAAAGAAAAGAAGGACAUCUUGAUUAUGGCACUGGGGCAACUGGGCAGCUCCAAUAGCACCACACUGCCCCUGAACUGCUGAAGAGACGGAUACAGCAGUGAUAUCUACACACACACACACACACACACACACACACACACACACACACACACACACACACACACACACAUGUAGACACACACACAUACACACAGACA